Messenger RNA from Crotalus tigris (Tiger rattlesnake), 3433 nucleotides. RefSeq names its product INSC spindle orientation adaptor protein (gene INSC). Gene Ontology annotation, biological process: regulation of asymmetric cell division; establishment of mitotic spindle orientation; asymmetric cell division. Gene Ontology annotation, cellular component: apical cortex. The coding region runs from base 271 to 1944 and encodes 557 amino acids. Gene Ontology annotation, molecular function: cytoskeletal adaptor activity; protein binding. The transcript is spliced from 14 exons. NCBI's taxonomy places the organism in Eukaryota, Metazoa, Chordata, Lepidosauria, Squamata, Viperidae. The record is from RefSeq and is a predicted model, not a curated record.
UGCAAUGUUUGAUUGACAAGAGGAUGUAGCCUUUACUGAAAGCCAUUUCUUUUAAAAUACCCUGCAUUUAGUCUUCAAGAAGCUUCAAGCAAGUGUCUGGAGAAGGGGUUUCACCCUGUCUUGUGGCUGUUUUCAUCUCUUGCUUCUGCUUGAGUUUUCCUGACUUAUCAUUCGAUCGUUUUGGCUUUCUCGUACUUGUGGGACACACCGGCAUUUUCAUACUUGGAUGUAUUCAGACAUUCAUUAUGAAUAUGGGGAAGCAACAUAUGUAUGGAGAACAGGGCAAACAGCUUCUCUGUGGCCAACAUUCCUCUGUAUUCGAGAGCUGGAUCCUUCAAAGAGUUUAGAAAGGCUACAUGCAAAAAAGCUGAGAUAAUCAUGGCUUUCCUUGCUUUGGCAGUUCAACGUAUGCAUUUAAUUCAGAUGGACUCAGUCCAACGCUGGAUGGAAGACUUGAAGCUCAUGACUGACAGUGAAUGCAUGUGUAUCCUUCAGUCUAAACCAAUCAGUUUGGAAGAAGAUGGCGAAUUUUCCGUUUCAUCUCAACAUGGCACCUGUGACAACUUGCAAUUGUUGCUGAAAAGAGCUUGGAUUAUAAGUACUGAGUUGACCAGGAUUGUUCAAAAGCUGGAGAAGAAUAGAUGGCAGAGGGUGCACAGCAUGACAGUCCGAGUCAGCUGCCAUGUCCGAUCAAUGAUCAAUGAAUAUAAUAUACUCACAAGGAAUUCUUGGGAAGAAAUGCAUCAGUAUAAAAAAAUGCUGGUGGAAAAGUGCUCGGAGCUUACAACAAUUACUGAAAGGUGCAUACAGAUUGAAGAUGAACAAAUGUUAAAAUCAAUGAAAUCUUGUAUUAAUGAUGCACUAACCACAGUGGCACAGUAUUUUGCCCAAUUGAUAGAACUAGCUCUAACAUAUGAAAUAAAGAACUUGGUGAAGGAGAUAGAUUCAUCAGAUAACAUCUAUUGUGUAGAAUCAGCUGUAAGCAACUUAUUCAGUCUUACUCAAGAAGGAUCUCAUUUGUGUCGCAUCAUUGCAAAGGAAGGAGGUAUUGUUGCCUUGCUUAAAAUCUGCCGUCAAGAUUGCUUCAGAUGCCUAUAUCCUCAAAUACUUCGAACACUGGCCUCAGUAUGCUGCGUGGAAGAAGGAAUCCAACAGCUGGAAAAGGUUGAUGGAAUAUUAUGUUUGGCUGACAUUCUUACAGAUGGUAUACAUUCCCAGGCUACUCAUGCUGAAGCAGCUGCAGUAAUAGCUCAGAUCACAUCUCCUCAGCUCACUUCCACUCAGCAUCUCAACAGCUUUCUUGAGAACAUGGAAGAAAUUGUCACCGCGCUUCUCAAACUGUGCCAAGAGGCUGCCUCUGGGGAAGUUUUCCUAUUGGCUUCAGCUGCACUUGCCAAUAUUACAUUCUUGGACUCAAAGGCCUGUGAGAUGUUGCUUCAGCUUGAUGCCAUGAACAUUCUUAUUGCAGCUUGUUCUGACAAACAGAAAGUAGACAGUUCCUAUUCUCGAGAUCAGAUUGUAACAGUAUUAGCAAACCUGUCUGUCCUGGACCAGUGUGCUUCAGAAAUAAUGCAACAAAAUGGUAUUCAGGUUUUAAUGGAAAUGCUAUCUGAAAAAUCACCAUUUGGGAAUUCCCCCGAAAGAGCUGCUUGUGAACAAGUUCAACAAAAAGCCGCAGUGACACUCGCCCGGCUUAGCCGUGAUCCUGAAGUAGCUCAUUCAGCCAUAAAACUCAACUGUAUUCCACGUCUCAUACAACUUUGCAGGUCUCCAGGUGAAAGAAAUAACAGUGAUUCUGUUCUUGUUGCUUGUCUGGCAGCUUUACGGCGGUUAGCUGUGAUGAGCCCUGAUGGUCUUCAAGAGUCAGAUUUCCAGCAGUUGGUGAAGCCCAGGCUUGUGGAUUCCUUCCUGCUUUGUACGAAUAUGGAAGAAAGCUUUGUUUAAACAACUGCAAUUUUAUUAUUAAUGUUAUUCAUAACUGAUUGACUGCUUAUCAUUUAUUUAUUAUAAGAGCUAACAUAGAAAAAAAAUGCCACUUCACAUUUCUGAUCCCUAUGAAAAAUUGUCUCUACCUCUUCUAGGGUUUGCACAUUAUAAAUAUAAUAAUUUAAAUAAAAUAAAUAAAUAAAUAAUACAGAAUGGGAGAUAGGUCCACUUCCACAGCCAUUCCCCACUCAUGGUUUGAUAUCGGACAUCAGUGACUUAAUUUUGGGGGUGGAAACAGCAGUGUGAUUAAGGGAUGGAAGGCAAGCAAGGGGCAGGGAUUGGUAAUCCAUAGUUGUGGGUCUAUAAGCAGAUUUCAUACUUCUUUUUUAUAUCUUUUGGGACCUUGACAACUGUGGAAAAUUGUUGGAAUAUUUUUAGAGAAAAACAGAAGAAAGUGAAUAUAUAAAUAAGGGAUAGGUUCACAUAGCAUGGUGCAAAGUGGCACUUUGUACUGUGAAUUCAGUUGAAUUUCCUCAAGUAGAAUAUUACUUUAGUAUUAGUGGCUAACAUGAUUGCAUGGUACACAUUAGGAUAUGCAAAGGUUCAUCAAAGUGUCCUUUGAUGUUGCUACAUAAACCUGAAUAGUCUCAGGUAUUUACCAAAGCUUUAUGAUGGCCAAACCAUGUUGCAGCAAUGCUUCCAGAACUUUCCAUGAUCUUUCUAUGGCCUUAUAUCCUGAUAAAGCAAAGCAUAGUUGCCCAUUUUGAAAGGAGCUUGAGGUGACACUUGCUUUUUCAAGAUGAGGCAUUGCUCCUUCAAUCAUAUUUAAUGUAGCCCCACAAUAUACAGUAAUUCCAUCUUACACAGGCCUGAUAGAGAGGGAAACAACAUUUGGAGGGGAGGGGAGCAAAGGGGAAUUGAAUAACAAAGCUUCUGUCAUGAAUUUCCAACUCAAACCCCACAAGUUACAUACCUGUGGCAAAUGCAGGAUGCAAAUAUGAAUGGAAGGGCUUUUCUAUGUACAUGUUUGAUUUUCCAACAUUUUAACUAGUUGAGGAUGCAGAUGCUUUUGGAUCUCUAGAUGCAAUCUCCAGUUUCUUAGUCAUUAGUCAUACUGUUGAGACUGAUAAAUGUUGAAAUCCAAAACAUCUGGAUAACAUCAGGUUGCUCACUUCUUGUAGUCCUCAGAUAUACAUGUACACAUUUAUAUUUUUUAGAAUUUUGCAAUUCUGUUUACAAGUAUGAAAAUCUAUGUAAAAACACACCUGUUCAUUUCUUGAAUACUCUGCACCCAACAAUAAUAUAUUAGAUAAUAAUUACAUUGUAACAAAUAAAAAUCACCUGCAGGAAAUGCAUAAUUAGGAAAAAUACAGAAUUGCAUAUAGAAUUAUUAUUACUUUUUUGCUGAAUUAGCUAAGUCAUGUACCAAAUCACACUAGUACAGCGGUUCUCAACCUAUGGGUCGCGGCCCCAUUUGGGGUCGAUCGACCAUUUCACAGGGAUCGCC